AAUUGACCCCGAUCAUCCCCGACUCAACUUUUUUUCUGGGUCAACCAUCGUGGAGUAAGGUAAAUCGGAGGCUAACCACGUGUGCCGAGGCGACGGCCUGGGACGCUACCUAGUUAUACGCCGACGGAAGGGCCGACGGACUCGAUUCAGUAUCGACUGACCGUCGUCGUGAUCUUCUGACUUGUACGAGAUGGCUUCUUGAGCAAUUCACUACCUAGGUAUUGCCCUUGCUCUUACGUAUUCGUAUCUUCGUAUGAUGUUGUGUUGGAAUAAAUAGGAUGAAGAUCCCUCAUGACGAUCAUCACGAAUUUCUUCAAGCCAUUCAAUAGAGGUUUACACAUAUUAUUUAAUCCUCAACCCUCCUCUGCAAAACACCAUGGGUUUACGGAAUAAGCCGUCUAGGGCUUUGCUUGCAUUCCUUGCUCUCUCAGCAUGGCCACUGAAUAGCUUCUGUCUUGGUGCAUCCCAGAUACCUCCCAAAUUCCUUCUAGGCCGAGCCUCGAAUGACAGUGAAGGACUCCCAGGCUACCGAAAUUCCUCAUUAUGCAUCAACGAUAGAGUCGAAGACCUCAUCCAGCGUAUGACACUGGAGGAGAAGGUCGGCCAGAUGUUCCACGCGAUGCUGUACCCCGGCGCAAACGGCACCCUAGACCAAGGCAACGCGACGGCUUUCCGGAAUAGCACUGACUUUAUGAUCGGCGAGCAGCUGCUAACACAUUUCAACCUCGUCGGCGACAUCACCGACGCGAAAGAAAGCGCUGACUUCUACAACCUUAUACAAAAAAGGGCCUUGGAGACUCGACUCGGUAUUCCCAUCACCUUGUCAUCUGACCCUCGACACGCUUUUACCGAAAAUGCCGGAACCGGGUUCAACGCAGGCCGCUUCUCUCAAUGGCCCGAGACGCUAGGGCUCGCCGCGCUCCGAGACGCAAAUCUAGUCCGGAAGUUCGCCGAGAUCGCACGUGAAGAAUACCUCGCCGUCGGCCUGCGCACCGCGCUUCACCCACAAGUAGACGUAACAACCGAGCCACGAUGGGCGCGAAUCUCCGGUACAUUUGGCGAAAACGCCGAACUAACUGCCGAGCUCCUCGCCGCAUACAUCAAAGGGUUCCAAGGCGACAAGCUAGGCGCCUACUCAGUUUCCACUGUAACAAAGCAUUUCCCCGGUGGCGGCCCCAUGCAAAAUGGCGAGGACUCUCAUUUCGCCUACGGCAAGAAUGAGACGUAUCCCGGAAACAACCUAGAAUACCACCUCAUCCCCUUCCGCGCUGCCGUCGCAGCCGGCGCACGGCAGAUGAUGCCGUAUUACAGCCGCCCAGUCGACACGCCGUUCGAAGCCGUCGGCUUCUCCUUCAACAAGGAAAUCGUCACAGACCUCCUGCGCAAUGACCUCGGCUUCGACGGCAUCGUCGUCACUGACUGGGGUCUAAUCACGGAUACCUGGAUCGCAGGACAAUACAUGCCCGCACGUGCAUGGGGCGUAGAAUCACUCUCGGAACUCGAACGCGCGGCCCGCAUCCUGAACGCAGGCUGCGACCAAUUUGGCGGCGAAACACGGCCCGAACUCAUCGUCGAGCUCGUCCAGACAGGCGUCAUCACCGAAUCCCGAAUCGAUACCUCAGUGCGCAAGCUGCUACGCGAGAAGUUCCUCCUUGGCCUCUUUGAUAACCCGUUCGUGGAUUCCGAUGCUGCCGCUCGCGUCGUCGGGAACGAGUACUUCGUGCGUUUGGGCAACGAGGCGCAGCGACGCGCUUACACUCUCCUCAAGAACAAGGACAGUAUCCUACCCCUGCGAAACCUAGGUCCACAGACGAAAUUCUACGUCGAGGGGUUCAAUGCGACGUACAUUACCUCGCGGAACUAUAGCGUUGUGACUUCCGUCGAGGACGCGGACUACGCGCUGCUGCGCUUGGCAGCCCCAUACGAGCCGCGUCCUGGAGGAUUCGAGUCCAUGUUCCACGCGGGAUCGCUUGAGUUCUCGGACGAGGAGAAGACGAGACAGGCGGCUAUUUACGCUGCGGGAGUACCGACGGUUGUGGAUAUGAUGUUGGAUAGACCGGCUGCGGUGCCGGAGGUAGCGGAGGGAGCGACGGCUAUGCUAGCUAGCUUCGGGAGCAGCUCUGAUGCGUUCCUUGAUGUGAUUUUUGGGUUAGCUGAGCCGGAAGGAAAGUUGCCGUAUGAUCUACCGCGGUCUAAUGAGGCUGUUGAGGCGGGAAUGGAGGACGUACCUUUCGACACCAAAAACCCAGUGUUCAAGUAUGGGCACGGCUUGAGAUACGCCGAUCGAUGCGGCGAAGGAAAUGGGUCGUCGGGGAAAUGCCUAUUCGUCCAGAAAUACUAAUCUUCCCGAGUUAGGGUAGUAUCCUAGAACAAUUAAUCAAUAAAUC
Annulohypoxylon maeteangense is the source of this 2387-nucleotide messenger RNA. Its product is annotated as glycoside hydrolase family 3 protein. The transcript has a single exon. NCBI's taxonomy places the organism in Eukaryota, Fungi, Ascomycota, Sordariomycetes, Xylariales, Hypoxylaceae. Gene Ontology annotation, molecular function: beta-glucosidase activity. The coding region runs from base 377 to 2341 and encodes 654 amino acids. Gene Ontology annotation, biological process: glucan catabolic process. The record is from RefSeq and is a predicted model, not a curated record.